This is a messenger RNA of Coffea arabica (coffee), 1978 nucleotides long. RefSeq lists its product as uncharacterized. Gene Ontology annotation, molecular function: hydrolase activity, hydrolyzing O-glycosyl compounds. Gene Ontology annotation, biological process: carbohydrate metabolic process. NCBI's taxonomy places the organism in Eukaryota, Viridiplantae, Streptophyta, Magnoliopsida, Gentianales, Rubiaceae. The record is from RefSeq and is a predicted model, not a curated record.
UAAUUUCAUCGUUUCAAGUUUUCAUCACCCUCAUGUCUCGAGAUCCAUGAUACUUGCUUAGUCUCCAUAAUAAGUGAGCAGUACUACCUUUAUCACUGACGAAGCAUGUUCUCCUCCAGUAGGUUACAAGCAAUCUAAUUCUAAAGUAAGCUCAAGAGAACAAAGCAGUUACUCUGACCCCCAUCCAAUGAGCUGCAUGCGAGAUCCUUGUGGAGAAAAUUCACAAAGCAUUUACCUCUUUACUUUCUGGAUAAGAACUGCACGAACAUCAGAAUUCUGCAGCACCCGUUGUCCUGAAGUCCCACUUGAAUCAUGACUCGGUUAUCAUCCAGAAUCAGAUGCCUGUGCCCAGUUGUGGUGUUUAGCUUGUUGGGGUGCCUGAUCACGAUCCGGUUAUACUCCAUAACGAGCCAACCCUUUGUGCCUGGUGCAAAAAUUCAAAUGCCUAACACCUAUCUUUCUCAAUUUGGUGAGCUCGUAGAUGUGGAGGAACUGGAACACCCACCCUUAUCGAAAGGGCAAGACACGCAAACUACAAGCCUGGUUGAUGAGUUUCUUGACAAGGGCUCCCAGAUCAGGAGUUUUUUCUUUCCUGAUAAGAGAAACGCUAUCGAUCCGGGGGAAGGGAGUGAUAGGAAUUACUAUUAUCCAGGAAGAAUUUGGCUGGACACGGAUGGGAAUCCAAUCCAAGCUCAUGGAGGCGGGAUUUUGUACGAUGAGAGAUCAAGGAGGUACUACUGGUAUGGUGAGUACAAGGAUGGUCCAACCUACCGUGCUCCUAGGAAGGGCGUGGCCAGGGUGGAUGUCAUUGGAGUUGGAUGUUAUUCUUCCAAGGAUUUGUGGACUUGGAAGAAUGAGGGCGUUGUGCUGAAAGCAGAAGAAAAGAACGAGACUCAUGAUCUACACAAGUCCAAAGUUCUAGAGAGGCCUAAAGUGAUUUACAAUGAGAAGACACGUAAAUAUGUAAUGUGGAUGCACAUUGAUGAUGCUAACUACACUAAAGCCUCAGUUGGAAUUGCUAUCAGCAGUUCUCCAACUGGUCCAUUUGUUUAUCUUUAUAGCAAGAGUCCUCACGGAUUCGAUAGCAGGGACAUGACAAUUUUCAAAGAUGGAGAUGGUAUAGCAUACCUGUUUUACUCUUCUCUGCACAAUAGACAAACUCAUAUUGGUCCCCUCAGUAAAGAUUAUCUUGAUGUUACAAAUUCUAUGACCAAGGUUUUAGUCGGACAGCACAGAGAAGCGCAUGCUGUGUUUAAACACCAAAGCAACUACUACAUGAUCACAUCAGGCUGUAGUGGCUGGGCACCCAAUGAGGCACUGGUUCAUGUGGCUGAAUCAAUUAUGGGGCCAUGGGAGGCCAUUGGAAACCCUUGCUUUGGAGCAAACAAAGUUUUUCGGGUCAACACAUUCUUUGCUCAGAGUACAUUUGUACUUCCCAUGCCAGGGGGACCUCCGGGGUCAUUUGUUUUUAUGGCUGAUCGUUGGAAGCCAGAUGACUUGCGCGAUUCAAGAUAUUUAUGGCUGCCUCUAAUUGUGGAGGAAGAAGCAUACCAACAGCUGCCUCUUGUUAGUCCUAUAAGGCCCAAAGUAUCAAUCUUUUGGAAUGCAAAAUGGAUGAUACCUUACAGAGGAAUUCGUGAGAACUCACGAUGAGGUUUUUCAUGCCAAUAAAUCAUUGAGCAACAUAACAAGGUUUAAUGUGUCUUUAUCCAACUACAGGCACAAGGUAGCUCAAUCAUGUGUACACUUUAUCUAACCGGGAUACAAAGGAAACGGAAAUAACAGAGCCAAUAUGCUAGCUCCAUCGCAAAAUGUUCUGCUCUGGGCAAGAUGUCUAUUAAUUUCUUUAGCUUGUAGUUUUGCAGUUUAGUAUCUGUUGUACGAAGCAAGAUAAUUCUUGAUAAAUAGUAUCCAAGAUGUAGAAGCCUGCAUUGUUCCCAGGAAAAGCAGCAUAAAAUCCUUCAGUUGGUUGCCAAAA